UGCAUUUAACUACACAUGAAACCCCAAAGAUAAAACCACUCCCUCCCUCCUCUUCUACUCCAUUUCCAUGAACUCUCUUUCUUCCUAAACUCACUCCAAUCAUAUAUAUUCAUCUUCAAGAAACCACAAUCACACAGAGAGAAGAAACUUAACAAAACUCUUCUUAGCUAAUUAGCUAUGAGAGUUCCUGUUUCCAACAACCAAUUAUCCUUACCCUCUUCUAAUCCUAACCCAAACCCUAAACUCCAUUCCUCUCCUUCUACCAUCGCCUUCAACACUCCCACCACUAUCACCACCGCCUCCUCCACUACCUGUUACGAGCCCACCUCCGUCCUUGAUCUCCGCCGCAGCCCUAGCCCCGUGGCGCCCGACAACCCCCUCUCCUCCGCCGAUGACCGCCACAACAACCAUCCUCUAGAUUGGGAUGAACAAGCUCUUCAUAAUUUGGAUUGGGACUCCAUCAUGGGUGACUUGGGCUUACAUGAUGAUUCCAAUUCUUCUCUAAAAAACAACACUAAUCAUGAUCAUGUUCCUCACUUCCCUGAAUUUCUCCAUUCCCAAUCCUUGGAUCAUACCUCCCACCUUCUUCCCCCUGAUUUCUUCCUCUCUGAGCCCUUCUCAAAUCACCCCCCCACCGUCCUCCAAUCCUUCAAUUCCUUCAAUCCCAACAACCCAUCUCUCGAUUUCCUCGAAGAUCUCAUCGCCGCUGCCGAUUGCUUCGAUUCCAAUGAUUUCCAACUCGCUCAUGUGAUAUUGGAACGGCUCAAUCAACGCCUUCAAUCCACUUCCUCCACCAACCCUCUUCACCGGGCUGCCUUUUUCUUCAAAGAAGCUCUUCAAUCUCUCCUUUCUCCCUCUCCCAAUCGCCAUAAUCGCCUCUCUUCCUGGCCCGAUAUCGUCCAUACCAUCAAAGCUUACAAGGCCUUCUCUGUUAUUUCUCCGAUCCCCAUGUUUUCUCACUUCACCACCAAUCAAGCCCUUCUCGAAGCUCUCAACGCUUCCUCAAUCAUUCAUAUUAUUGAUUUCGAUAUCGGAUUUGGUGGGCAGUACGCAUCUUUCAUGAAAGAGAUCGUCGAAAAAGCAGAGUCUAGGAAUGUUGUUCUUCUUAGGAUUACUGCAGUGGUGCCGGAGGAAUUUGCGAUUGAGAGUAGGUUGAUCAGGGAGAACCUCUGCCAAUUCGCCCAGGAUUUAAAAAUUCGAUUUCAUAUAGAUCUCGUCCCGCUUCGAACUUUCCAGACGUUGUCUUUCAAAUCGGUGAAAUUCAUGGAAGGAGAGAAGUCGGCGAUUCUGUUAAGUCCGACCAUCUUUUCCCGUCUUGGGAGUAUAAAUAGCGUAGCCUCUUUUCUUGGCGACGUGCGGCGGGUGUCGCCGUGUGUGGUCGUGUUCGUCGACGGUGACGGGUGGUCGGACUCCGGCGCAACGUCGUUCAAGAGAAAUUUGAUGGAUAGUCUAGAGUUUUACGCACUUAUGUUGGAGUCGUUGGACGCGGCGGGGGCUAGCGGUGAGUGGGUGAGGAGGAUUGAAACGUUCGUAGUCCGGCCGAAAAUAGUGGCGGCAGUUGAAGGGGCGGGAAGAAUGGCGGCACCGCCGUGGAGAGAGGUGUUCCAUGGGGCCGGGAUGAAACCGGUGGCGUUGAGUCAGUUUGCAGACUUUCAAGCGGAGUGCUUACUUGGGAAAAUACAAGUUCGAGGGUUCCAAAUAGGGAAACGAAAUGCUGAGCUGGUGCUGUGUUGGCAUGAGAGGCCUCUAGUGGCCACGUCGGCAUGGAGGUGCUAACGGUUAAGAAAGAAUGAAAGAAAGAUUCAACCAAUAAUCAAAUUUUAUUAUUAUAAUCAUCAUAAAAAUUGGGGUUAGGGGGUUGGAUUUUUUACUUAAAUACUAUAUAUAUAUAUAUAAUAUAAUAUAUUAUAUAGGGACGUACAUAAAAUCGUAUGUAUCCCUUUUGGAAUUAAUAUAAAUUCCAUUUUGUUUUUUCUAACUGCCUCAUGCAUAUUUCAAUUAUGGUUUUUAUCUCUCUUUUAACCAUCUAAAUGACUACCAAUUGUUUUCUCUAAAGAAGAAUACCAAAUUGUUAAUGAUCAUUCUUUUUCUUUUUAAUUAUUUCA
Molecule: messenger RNA, 2105 nt
Organism: Cucumis sativus (cucumber)
Lineage: Eukaryota; Viridiplantae; Streptophyta; Magnoliopsida; Cucurbitales; Cucurbitaceae
Product: scarecrow-like protein 15
Exons: 1
Coding region: 178-1776 (532 amino acids)
Biological process (GO): regulation of DNA-templated transcription
Cellular component (GO): nucleus
Molecular function (GO): DNA-binding transcription factor activity; sequence-specific DNA binding
Source: RefSeq, a predicted model, not a curated record